AAUAAUAACUAUGCUAGAAGAGCUACUCUCCACAUUACCCACAUGGGCGUGGCUUGUGGUUGUCCUCAUAUCUCUGGUGUGGUGGUACAACCACAAGCCAGCACCACCAAACUACCCGCCUUCUCCUGGUCUGUCCCUGCCUCUGAUUGGUCAUCUCUAUUUGAUGGAGAAAGAUCCAAGAAAAAACUUCAGACAAUGGGCACGGACAUUAGGAGGGGCUUUCAGCUUAAAGAUGGGGACAGCACCGUUUGUAGUGUUGAACAAAUACGAGCUGAUCCAUGAGGCGCUUGUUAAGCAGGGAGACAACUUUUCUAACAGAUCAACCAUAGAUUUCUUUUCUUCACAAUUUCCUGAACGAACAAAUGGAAUUGCUCUUUCGUCCGGACCGCUAUGGAAAGAAAUACGAACAGCAUCGAUGACAAUUAUGAGAUAUUUAGGAAUGGGUAAAAAUAUACUUGCGGACAAAAUAUCUGAUGUGGUUGAAGUUUACCUGCAGGAGCUAUCUCACCUGAACGGUAGAGCAACAAAUGUCAGGAAUUUAACCAACGCUUGCGUCGCUAACGUCAUCUGUUCAAUUAUCUUCGGGAAAAAAUUCAAGAUGUCCGACCCCACAUUCAACCAACUCUUACAUCUCAAUGAAACGCUAGCCUCUACGCUAUCCUCAACAUCACUGCUCAACAUUUUCCCUUUUCUGAAGUACAUUCCUUUUGACCCAUUGAACACAAAAUACGUUGCACGUAUUGUCACAAAUAUUAAACUCUACACUCGUGAACUUGUAAACAAAUGCCUGGAAGAACACGACCCAGAUUGUGACGAUAACUUUAUCCUUUGUUUUGUGAAUGAGAUAAAAACAAAACAGGAAGGUCGUAGUCACACGCUUUUAGACGAAGAGAAACUUGGCGUCUUAGUUGAAGAUUUGUUAGCAGCUGGGACUGAGACUACUAGUACAACGAUAAUGUGGGCCAUGCUGUACGCUUUACAUUACCCAGAAACACAGGAGAAAAUAUAUCAGGAAAUAGUUGACAGUGUUGGAACUAAUCGAUCACCUACAAUUUAUGACAAGCCGAAUCUAAAAUACUUAAACGCAUUUACUAUGGAAGUCCAAAGAAUAACGACUAUAUUUCCACUAGCUCUGAUUCACGAAUGUUCACAAGACACGACCGUUGGCGGUUACACCAUCCCUAAAGGGACACAAGUCCUGCCCAACUUGGAUUUUGUACACAACGACCAGCAAGUCUGGGGAGACCCGGGGAACUUUAGACCCGAGAGAUUUCUUGAUGACCACGGUGACGUCAUCUCCCGUGAAGAACUAAUGCCCUUUUCUAUAGGUCGUCGGGUUUGUUUGGGAGAGUCGCUAGCUAAGACGGAGUUGUUUCUCUUUCUGUCUGCUUUGUUUCAAAGGUUCCGCCUGCUCCCAGCUGACCCACCCCAUCUACCAACACUGACAGGUGUCUUUGGUCUCACUGUAGGGCCGGAGGGAUUUGAAAUUAGACUGGCAGAGAGAGAGACAAUCUGAUACAAACAAGAUACAGUCACUAUAUCAUCACAUUCUUUAAGUAAUUUCAAUAUUAAAUAUGUAUAGUUAUACAUACACAAAUAUAUAUAUAU
Molecule: messenger RNA, 1608 nt
Organism: Physella acuta
Lineage: Eukaryota; Metazoa; Mollusca; Gastropoda; Physidae
Product: cytochrome P450 2U1
Biological process (GO): xenobiotic metabolic process
Cellular component (GO): intracellular membrane-bounded organelle; cytoplasm
Molecular function (GO): oxidoreductase activity, acting on paired donors, with incorporation or reduction of molecular oxygen, reduced flavin or flavoprotein as one donor, and incorporation of one atom of oxygen; steroid hydroxylase activity; heme binding
Source: RefSeq, a predicted model, not a curated record